Salvelinus sp. IW2-2015 is the source of this 781-nucleotide messenger RNA. RefSeq names its product transcription factor XE1.1. Gene Ontology annotation, cellular component: chromatin; transcription regulator complex. Gene Ontology annotation, biological process: regulation of transcription by RNA polymerase II. NCBI's taxonomy places the organism in Eukaryota, Metazoa, Chordata, Actinopteri, Salmoniformes, Salmonidae. The record is from RefSeq and is a predicted model, not a curated record. Gene Ontology annotation, molecular function: DNA-binding transcription factor activity, RNA polymerase II-specific; RNA polymerase II cis-regulatory region sequence-specific DNA binding; protein dimerization activity.
GUAGACACUGUCAAUCUGAACAACAACUCCCACUCUGCACUGCAGAGACGUUCACAGAAUCAAAUGCCACUCCUUCCCGGAGGACUAGGUGGCUUGGAGCUGAAGUCGGAGGGUCUGGAGAGAGAAGAGCAGUAUGAGCUACAUCACAGCCAUCACAACCAGGGUCACAGAAAAGACACAGACACAGCUCUGACAGCCACAGCCAGCGCUCCGACGAGGAGAGCGAGUCCCACAAGACACAAGGAGACAGCAUGACCAGCAGCAUCCAUGAGGAUGAGGACAACCUGAGCCCGGAGCAAAAGGCUGAGCGGGAACGAGAGCGGCGGAUGACCAACAACGCCCGCGAGCGCCUUCGUGUCCGUGACAUCAACGAAGCGUUCAAGGAGUUGGGUCACAUGACACAGCUGCACCUGAAGAGCGAGAAGCCGCAGACCAAGCUGCUGGUUCUUCACCAGGCCGUGGCUGUAAUACUUAGUCUAGAACAACAAGUCAGAGAGCGUAACCUGAACCCUAAGCAGCCUGUCUGAGGAGGAGGGAGCAGGAGAAGAUGUUAGCUGGGUUAACAGAUGCCAGGGCCUGGCAGCAACACCAGGCAUCACUACAUCCUGGACUAGAUGCAGCUAACCCCAUGGGACAUCUGUAAACAUUUGACAGUGGGGAGGAGGAUCAUCCUGAGACGGUUAAAGACCAUCCAAGGACAUCCAAGACCAUCCAAAGACAUCCAAGGACAUCCAGACCAUCCAAGACCAUCCAAGGACAUCCACGACCAUCCAAGGACAUC